CAGCCUUUGAGACGCCCGACAAAAAGACGAAAGCAGAGGUGAGAUGAAGGGAAGUUAAGCAGGUGGCGACGGUGAUGAGAAUUGCGAUGGCAUGAUGGUGGUGUACCGAGACAUGAGAGUGUAUAGCUACAAGGAUUGACAUGGGUUGACGGACAAGUCGUGCACUCGCAUCUAUGCGAAGCCGUAGUGCGCGAUCCACUAGAGGGAAGCGAAUGAGAUGGUCAGCCUUUCUAAGUCGUCUUGCCGACUGCUACGAGAUCAUCGGGGUCAGUGUGCUGCUCUUUGCCGCUACCGCUGCUGCCGCUGCUUCGCCACCAGCCGACGAGGCACAAGAAGUUCAAGGUCAAGGGGCAAAGGCCGCCGCCGCUCAUCAUCAGACUUUUUCCUGCCAUAUGCUUUGUCGGCCCAUGGGGCUCCGCUCGCGGGUAACAAGCGGCUCCCUGGAUCAGUUGCUUCCUUUCAAGGGCGAGUGGUUCAGCAACCCGAGCACGAGAGAGCAAGUGCGUCCACCACGUCAUCGCCUUUCUGCUUCCACCGCCUGCGCAGGGUGCGAACCGCGCCUCAUUGUGCCGCGACGAUCUUGGCAUCUCGUCUGCGUGGGGCUUGAGUUAGUAGUAGAAGAGUCGAGGGAAGGAGCGAGGUUGAUGGAGAGAAUUAAGAGGCGUCGGGGCUUCCACUGCCCGACCGGGACCUUAUGCAUCGUCGCCGCAGGUCGUUGGGCCUGGCGGGGCCGGGCUUUCCCUACUCCCCGCCACCGCCAAUGCUUAAGUUUCGUUUCUUGUAGUCGGUCGUGCCGCUAGCUUCGCAUCUUUUUCUGCUCUUAUGGUCUCGUUCCGGUAGUAUCUGUUCGUGAGUGAGAAUGGCGGGUAGAAGACGCGGUCGCGCUGCUGUUUGUCCAGAAGAGGGGAUAGCUCGUUGUGGUGUUCGCUCGCU
This is a messenger RNA of Jaminaea rosea, 933 nucleotides long. RefSeq lists its product as hypothetical. The record is from RefSeq and is a predicted model, not a curated record. Lineage: Eukaryota; Fungi; Basidiomycota; Exobasidiomycetes; Microstromatales. The transcript has a single exon. The coding region runs from base 174 to 800 and encodes 208 amino acids.